AUGUCGACUUUGCAGUUCGAAGGAUUCUGCUUCAACUACGCCACUUGCAGCUACAGAAAACCAAUGAGAGAGGCAUCGAUUCUCCUCAAUGCUGCGACCCAAGCCGCUGCGGUCUUUGUGGGAAGUGGCUAUCGAUAUGGGUUUUCUGAAAUCGAGGAUUUUACCGUGGAGAUCGUGCGGGAGGAAAUUUUCGGCGCCACGAUAGAGUUGGAUCUCCUCCAGAAGCUUUGGGAACAUAUGGCUGCUAAGCUUAUAAAGAGAGGGGUUACCACACACAUGCAGGGUUCGGUGGGAACUAUGGCGGAUUACCACGCAAAAUUGGGUGCUCGUAUUUUCGUCUGGAUCACCUACCUAGGUAAACCCCUUCGGCCAAAUCAUGGAAGGGAGCUUCCGCAAGAUAAGAAAGAUCUCGAGUUGUCGAUGGAAACGAUACGACAACGCACUCAGACAUACAUGGAAUCUUGUAAAUGGGAUGCUAAACACAACCUACCUCUCUAUGUCGACAAUUGCCCGAAUCUGAGGCCAGAUUGUAGUGAGCCUCGUCCCUUGUGUAGCUUGGACGGUUGUUCACCGAGCGUAGCGACUGGCGCAUUUGGCGGAAAUGACGGUCAGUGCAAGGGUGAUGUAUUCAAGGGAUGUCCUUGCUUCGCGACGGGCAAUACGCAGGGCCAUUGCGGAGUGCAGUCGGGUCCGUGUAACGAGAACGGCUGCAACGGGCAACUAACUACAGAUGGCACAGCGAGAUGCACGGGUGCAUUCAGUGGGUGUAAGUGUAUCUGGCAUUAA
Molecule: messenger RNA, 786 nt
Organism: Cucurbitaria berberidis CBS 394.84
Lineage: Eukaryota; Fungi; Ascomycota; Dothideomycetes; Pleosporales; Cucurbitariaceae
Exons: 1
Coding region: 1-786 (261 amino acids)
Source: RefSeq, a predicted model, not a curated record